UCCACCUCGCCUCAACCUCCUCAAACCUGGCUCAACCUCCUCCUGCCUGAAAAAAUAUUACCCUACGCCCACCUCGCCCGCCUCGACAAACCAAUCGGCUCCUACCUCCUCUACUGGCCCUGCUUCUGGUCCAUCUCCAUGUCCGCGUACACCCUUCAAUCAGACCCCCUCCAAACACUCGGAAUGUUAGGACUCUUUGGGGCGGGAGCCGUGAUUAUGCGUGGGGCCGGGUGUACGAUAAAUGAUCUCUGGGAUCGGGAUUUGGAUCGGGGCGUGGAACGUACUCGGUCUCGUCCACUACCCAGCGGCGCAGUCACCAUCCCCGGGGCAUUUGGAUUCCUCGGACUCCAACUCGCUGCAGGCGCCGCAAUCCUCGCACAACUCCCCGUCGCCACAAUCCCCAUCGGUCUCGCCUCCCUCCCGAUCAUAACCGCCUACCCCUUCAUGAAACGCAUCACCAACUUCCCCCAAAUCACCCUCGGCCUCGCAUUCAACUGGGGCGCACUUCUCGGUCCUGCGGCGAUGUAUGGUGGGUUGUCGGGGGUGGAUAUGGGCGUGUGGGGAGCGCUUUAUGCGAGUGGGAUUUGUUGGACGUUGGUUUAUGAUACGAUUUAUGCGCAUCAGGAUAAGAGGGAUGACGCACUUGUUGGGAUUAAGUCGACUGCGUUGUAUUUCGGGGAUCGUACACCCGCGUUUCUCGCCGCUCUAUCCACCGCUCAAAUCUCACUCCUCACAUUAUCUGGCUACCUCAACGGCCAAGGUCCGUUGUUUUAUUUAGCGACGGCGGGCGCAGCAGCGCAUCUCUACCGUAUCCUGAAAAACGUGGAUUAUGACUCCCGAGAGGAUUGUUGGAGGUGGUUUAGGGCUUGUACGUGGACUGGGGCGAUUAUUGGGGCCGGAGUGCUGGGUGAUUGGGGG
Molecule: messenger RNA, 918 nt
Organism: Saitoella complicata NRRL Y-17804
Lineage: Eukaryota; Fungi; Ascomycota; Saitoellomycetes; Saitoellales; Saitoellaceae
Product: 4-hydroxybenzoate polyprenyl transferase
Exons: 1
Biological process (GO): ubiquinone biosynthetic process
Cellular component (GO): mitochondrial inner membrane
Molecular function (GO): 4-hydroxybenzoate polyprenyltransferase activity
Source: RefSeq, a predicted model, not a curated record